AGGCGAGAGGGAGCGGCGGCAGCAGCAGCGGCGAGUGUUACGUGGAACUCAGCUGUGAGCAAACGUCAUCGGCGGCUUUCACCCCACACUUGUGUUAUCAGCUGACCGCCACCCUCUACCUUAUCAGUGUGACCUGCCGUCCACCUGGAGGCUUGAUGCCAGUGCCCUGAGGUGCAGGAGAGAGAGAGUAGUAGUAGUAGUGAUGGAGGUGUUAGCGUGGGUGAUGGUGGGAGUGCUGGUGACGGCGGCUGACGGCGUCAUGUUCCACCUGCAGCCCAACACCCAGAAGUGUCUCCGGGAGGAGAUCCACAAGGAUGUCCUCGUCUCUGGCGAGUACGACAUUCAGGAGUCCCCCGGGCAGAAGGUGGACAUACAGGUUACAGACUCGAAAGGUCAUCAUCUUUAUGUAAAGGAAGAAGCAGAAAGCGGCAAGUUUAUGUUCAAUACCGAGGACUAUGAUGUUUAUGAAAUCUGCUUUAUUUCCAGGGUUCCUCCAACUCAGCGGGGUAUACAACAAGAGGUCACCCUUAAAACUAAACAUGGAGUGGAGGCAAAGACUUAUGAAGCAAUGUUUUUGGGUGAAGCAGCCAAGCUAAAGCCUCUCGAGAUUGAGCUGAAGCGUCUGGAGGACCUCAGCGAGAGCAUUGUACAAGACUUCUCAUACAUGAGGCAACGUGAAGAGGAGAUGAGAGACACUAAUGAGUCCACAAACUCAAGAGUGCUGUACUUGUCUCUCUUCUCAUUAUGUUGCCUGAUUGGCCUGGCAACUUGGCAGGUUCUCUACCUCCGGAAGUUCUUCAAGGCCAAGAAGCUCAUAGAGUAAAAAUUAAAGAUACUCUCAUCCCUACAAAGGAUGUGAUAUGGUACAGCAAAAAACAGGCCUCAUAACUGGGAUGCAUUCAAACUAGAAAAGUAAAACUAACUUUUGUCCAAUCAUUUUAGUUAACAAAUGGCUUGGUUUUUAAUGUAAUUUGAUCAAUUGUUUUAUAAAAGAUAGCGUACUGGCAAGUGCCAGAUCCAAAUACCUUAUUAUAUUAGAUGAAAAAAGUGUUAAGCAAUGUGUUGAACUUCAGUACUGGAAGACCAAUUGAAAAAUAUUUCUCGAUUUAACAUAUUUCUGAUUAUGGAUUUUAACUAGUAAUGAGGUUUUAUCCAGUUUUAUCUGCAAAGGCAAUCAGCGGGCAAUUUGCAAAGUACGAGAUUUUGAAAAUGGAGUAUAAUUUAGUCUCCUAAAAAUUUGUAAUUUUUACACUACAGUAUAACUUGGCACAAGAUUCUCAUGGCUGAAUAAAAAAAAAAAAUUGUGUAUGCAGUUAGAAGGAACGUGCAAAUGGUAGCACCUUCAACUGCAGGAUACAUUAUUUGUAUCAGUGUACAGUAAAUAGCUACUCAACACUAGACAUAACUAUCAUAAGAUAAUAAGAAAGUGUUACUUCCUUCCUCAUUGUACCAAGUGAUUUUUUUUUUUUUUUUUAAUGCACAAGUUUUCUCUAGGAAGAGAAUACUAUUAAUGUACUGUAUAUUUAAUGCAACAUCUUUAGUAAUGUUUAAUGAUUUUGUAUGGACAAUGUUUUGCAAUACUGUUACCCGUAUUAUUGUGCAGUCAUUGUCUUUAAAAGUUUACUUGGAACACAAGAUUGAUGUACAUUUGUUUACUUUUAUUUAUUGUCUGUUUUUUCUUGAACUGCAAGCUAACAAUGUUAUGGGCACAUGUUGCACAGAUUAAUGUUUAGGUUAUAGAAUACAGUACUAUACUGUAUUUAGAUUAAUACGCUUGGUUGUAACAUCUGAUGGAUGGGUAAACCACGUGAAAGGUUCAUAUCUUAGAUAAACUUCCAAGAGUGUGGCUGUUAGUUUUCAUACAAAAUUUUUUUUUUUUUUCCUCAGGUGUCAAAAGUGGUUUAAUUUUGUACAUAGUUUUGCUUUGCUUUUCCAUUAAUAAGUUUAACGAGUUGACUUUGUAGAUUUGUUUGACGCUUUUUUUUUUAAUACAGCUUUCCACUGAAUAAUAAUUUGUAUGCUAUUGUACCUGUACUGUUGUUUCCACUGAUCUGUUUUAUUAUGCUAGAUGCUAGAUACAAAAUCUACUUCUUAUAUUAAACAAUGAAGAUGGCUUUUCAGGACAGAACAGUACAACCUAGUUAAAACCAAAUUUUUCACAAAUAUUGUUAGGCAAUUAUUUUCAUAAAAAAUUGGGAACUUGGAUGGCAGACAUUUCAAUAGGUGCUAAAUGUGUGGGAGUUAAGUAUAUGGAUAUACAGUAUUCUCUUAUAAUGUGCCUCACUUAAUCUUUGGGGGUUAAACCAAUUUCUUAAGAUUAAUGAAGAUGUGUUUUGUGAAGUUCUGCAUUUUUCACUUUUAGCGUACCAAUGGUGGUCUUGCUUAUACAUUUGCUAGGCAGAUAGUUUGUCAAAGUAAUUAGGUUGAACCAUGUUGUAAAAUCUUUAUUUCACGUGACUUGUAUAAGCUCGCAUAUUGUUUGAUCUGGUGUAAUUGAGUGUGUGUGUGUGUCCGAGUCGAUGAAAUUUCUGAUCUUGAAUAAAUAAUAAUUUGUA
Messenger RNA from Procambarus clarkii (red swamp crayfish), 2555 nucleotides. NCBI's taxonomy places the organism in Eukaryota, Metazoa, Arthropoda, Malacostraca, Decapoda, Cambaridae. The record is from RefSeq and is a predicted model, not a curated record.